Molecule: messenger RNA, 1217 nt
Organism: Plasmopara halstedii
Lineage: Eukaryota; Oomycota; Peronosporomycetes; Peronosporales; Peronosporaceae
Exons: 1
Coding region: 313-567 (84 amino acids)
Source: RefSeq, a predicted model, not a curated record
CGGAAAUAUGACGCAUUACGACUUGGUAGCUUGGUCGAAGUUAACCACGUCUACACUGAAGAUUUUUUGACAUAUCAGUCAAAAAUGGAAUUAUGAAGAAAUGUUUAAUAGUUUAUGUUUAUAAGAUGGAAUGCAUGAUAGCAAAAAAUCUGUAAUAAAUUUUAGUUGCGACAACCCUCAUAAUGCUCGUCAAAUGCCUCGCUUGGAGUCUUUAAAUACAAAUCAUUGCACCUCUUGGCAGUGCACUCAACUUCUAAAAGUCAGUUUUGAACCUUUAUUAAGCACGGUCUAUAGCGAUGGACGUGCUGUAUUAUGGUGUACGUUCAUUCCACCAGACUUCUCAUAAAUACCAUUGUGAAAACCAUGGUGAUGUACGAAAAUUACAAUGCCCGUCCAUCCUUUAGUCACCAGUUCUUCGACCCGGCGGACUAUUUCCAGGAGUUGAGAUCUCCUAUUGCCGCGAUGGCGGCAGACCUUCCUUCAGAGGCGACAACAGUUACUAAAAAUGUUUUUUUUCGAAUAGCCACAGAAUGUUUGUCCACCCGAUAUUCUUCAAAAAAGCGGUGAGUAUCGUAUUGAAUGCGGAGCCGCUGGAAGGGCUGGAACUGCACAGAUGAGAUAAAUCCCAGGUUUUGUAUCUCGUGGUAAUGGCACCCAGCCAAAAUGAAGCAACACUUUCAUGAGGCCAUAUUUUCACAGCCCGUGUUGAUGAUUGAUGUUAGCCGCUUCGGCUUUGGGAAGCCGUAAUUGUUCUGAUAGAUUUAGUAGCAUCAUGCAUUAAGGCGAACGCUUUGUCGUCGAAGACCAAAGACAGCUUGUAUAAAAAACAGUCUAGCUACGAUGGAGUAUGAAUUUUGUAAUCUGUUCAAGUAUCAUAUUUUUGAUUUAAGAAUGCAGCUAAAGACUUCUCAACUUGAUGAAAUCCUAUUCAAUGCAUGGAGUCCUGAUUUCCGCAUUCGUGUCAGUGCUAUGGUACUUCUGAGCGUCCGAUGGAAACCUAAGGGCAUGAACCUAGUGCUAUAAUGACCAUGAAGUAGACGGUGAUGGUGAGACUUAGAGCUGCUGACAAAAAAUGUCCCACGUAUUGAACUGCCAUCCUGUAUAGUAAAAAGCAGCCAAAAAAUAUUAUGCCACAAACAUGCUUUCUUACCCACAAUUCGUUGAGCACAUCAUUGUACACACAUUUUUGCCGCGCAAAUAUCUUCCUUCCGCACUCA